GCCCUGGCCCAGGGAUCCCAUGCCCCCCAGGGAAGCUCCAGCACCCCCUCCCCCACCUCCACCCACCCUAUCUCCUGUACAGUCUGGACACACUGACAUGUUUGAUCCUUUCACUUACAAGGCUGGAACGGCAGAGGCAUCCUCGGCGCUAACAUAUAAAAAUGAUAGAACAUCUGCUUUGGAGUCAUGUAUAGCUUCUGGCACAGAUUACAUAGAUACUAGCAAGUCAACUGGGCUACAGGAAUCUUCUGUUCUGUCGGGAGCAAGUGAGGAGGGUCGUAGAAGCCAAAGUAUAGAGAUGAGGAGAAGCAAAUCCCGGCAAGUAGAGGCAUCUCACCGGGAGAAAACAAGGAGUCGCAAGAAGCAGCGCCGUGGAAGAUCUGAGAGUCGUUCCCCAAGCAGCCGGCGGGAUCGCAAGAAACGCAAAAGAUCGAGAUCACGGUCUCGCCGACAUAAGAAGCGACGAUCACGUUCAAGAUCACACUCCAAAACUCAUAGCCGGUCUUCCCACAAGAAGAAGCGCAGAAAGCACAGCUCACGCCAUGAGAGAGAUAGAGGAGAGAGGCGAAGCAAGAAGUCAAGAAGACGUAGUAUAUCCUCAUCAUCUUCCUAUUCGUCUGAACGUUCUUACUCCUCAUCCAGGUCUUCAUCAGAGUCUGAGGAUGAGGUUCAAGUCAUUGAUUCCCCAGCACAUAGCAAGAGAGGGUCACGUGCCUCAAGUGAGGUCAGUGUAGGAGCUUCUGAACUGUCCCUUGUUGGCCCUAUGACAAGAAUACCUGAAGAGAGUAUGUCUGGCCCUCAACCCCACUACCACCGCUGCAUUCUUCAACUCUGCGUCUAACGUCUGCUGCUGAUGAUAAAAUGGCGACUGUAGAGGAGGAAGCUAUGAUAGAGGCAACUGGAAAUGGGAGUGCAGCAAGUAGUGGAGAAGGAGAGAUGAAAGAGGAAAAGAAAGAGGAGAAGAAGCCAUUGUUUAAUCCCCAGAGUAGUGCUGCCAUGGCAAAAAUUGCAAUGGGAUUACGAGCGAAAGUUCAUGCACUGCUCGAAAAGGAGAGCAAACUAUGAAGAAAUGCAAAUGAAAGAAGAGAUAAAAAACAAUCAAUAUUUUUGUCCAUGGGAAUUGUGAUAUGUGAUUUUGAUCUUUUGAAAUGUGUAUUUCAUUUGGCCUGAUACUGUUAUUGUCUAGAUUAUAUGCUUUGCAAAAAAAAGGGUUCAAACCUUAUGUGGAACAUUUUGGAUAUUGAACAUUUGGAAUGACAAAG
Messenger RNA from Penaeus vannamei (Pacific white shrimp), 1262 nucleotides. NCBI's taxonomy places the organism in Eukaryota, Metazoa, Arthropoda, Malacostraca, Decapoda, Penaeidae. The record is from RefSeq and is a predicted model, not a curated record.